Molecule: messenger RNA, 963 nt
Organism: Harmonia axyridis
Lineage: Eukaryota; Metazoa; Arthropoda; Insecta; Coleoptera; Coccinellidae
Product: 15-hydroxyprostaglandin dehydrogenase [NAD(+)]-like
Exons: 4
Coding region: 84-929 (281 amino acids)
Cellular component (GO): cytoplasm
Molecular function (GO): oxidoreductase activity, acting on the CH-OH group of donors, NAD or NADP as acceptor
Source: RefSeq, a predicted model, not a curated record
AUGAAAAUGAAUUUUGAAUAUGACAAAAAGAACGAAAUUCAAAUUAUGAUUUCCAAAUUUUAGAAGUUAAAUGCAUUAAAGGCAUGGCUAAGGAUCUAAUAAACAAAGUUCGUCCAAGUUCUAUAGAACAGUUGAAAAAAAAACUUACCGGCAAAGUAGCCUUACUAACUGGUGGGGCAUCUGGUAUAGGAUAUUCGAUUGCAAAAAGCUUUUUAAAUCAUGGAAUUUCUGCUCUUACAAUUGCUGACAUCCAUAGAUCGAAUGGAACAGAAGCUAUAAAAGAUUUAACACUUAAAUUUGGAGAGGACAAAGUAAUGUUCAUUGAAUGUGAUGUUACCAAAAGAAGUCAAAUGAACAGCGUAUUUCAAGAAACCUUGAAACAUUUUACCCGUCUUGAUAUUGUUGUGAACAAUGCAGGAAUUAUGAAUGAUGCUGUAUGGGAAAAGGAAAUUAAUACAAAUAUAGGUGGUUGUUUAGUUGGAAGUCUGCUCGGCUUGCAAUAUAUGUCUGAAACAAGUAAAGGAAGAGGUGGUACUAUUAUAAAUGUGGCUUCCAUCAUAGGUCUUAUGCCUUGCAAUGGUUUUCCUAUUCAUACAAUGACUCAAUAUGCAAUUGUCGGAUUGAGUAGAGCUUUUGGCGGACACUACAAAAGAACAAAAGUAAAAAUUAUAGGCUUUUGUCCAGGUUUAACUCAGUCGGAACUAAUUGAAACAGCUUAUAAAAAUACCUUAAAUGGACAUUUCGCUAGGGUGUUUCAAAGAGAAGUUGAAGGAUGCUAUCUGCAACAUCCAGAUUUUGUAGGUAAUGGAUUAGUCAAAGUUAUAGAUAAGGCCAAACCUGGAUCUAUUUGGUUUGUUGAAAACAACGAUCAACCUCACGAAGUCCAUUUUCCAGCACUUUCAAGCAUGAUACGCGAAAAAAUGUAUUAGUUAAUUUUGAAGUAAAUAAAUAGAAUACCAUUUC